AACCGACUUGAACACUUCACGUCGCCGUGCAAGAAGUGCGGGAGUGAAGUUAACAAUUGUUAGGGUUAGUUGCACGGUGUGACCGAGUCGCACAUAUAACAAAGUGGUGCGCGUGUCACUGUUAACGACGAAAAAUUUUCACUCGAACAGGUAACGCAUUGCGGCAAGAUGAGUGGCCUGUUAAAGUUAUCGUCUUUAUUGGCGAGGAAUCCACCGACAACGACGUUGAACAAAUUGGGAUUACCGGUCAUUACAAAUCGCAAAUUGCAUUAUACGCCAGAUGGCAAGGCUGCAAAAGUCUCAGACGGUGUUUCCAAGCAUUAUCCAUUGGUAGAUCAUACUUAUGAUGCUGUUGUUGUGGGUGCUGGUGGAGCAGGAUUGCGUGCAGCUUAUGGCUUGGUUGCUGAAGGAUUCAAGACAGCGGUCAUUACUAAAUUAUUUCCCACAAGAUCCCAUACUGUUGCUGCUCAAGGAGGUAUUAAUGCCGCUUUGGGUAAUAUGGAGGAUGAUAAUUGGCAAUGGCACAUGUAUGAUACUGUUAAGGGAUCUGACUGGUUAGGUGAUCAGGAUGCUAUUCAUUACAUGACACGUGAAGCCCCAAAAGCAGUCAUUGAAUUGGAAAAUUGUGGCAUGCCUUUCAGUCGAACUUCAGAUGGCAAAAUAUAUCAACGUGCUUUUGGUGGGCAAUCUCUGAAAUUUGGAAAAGGUGGCCAAGCACACAGAUGUUGUUGUGUAGCAGACAGAACUGGUCAUUCUUUGCUUCACACAUUGUAUGGUCAAUCACUGAGCUAUGAUUGCAACUAUUUUGUUGAAUAUUUUGCUCUGGACUUAUUAAUGGAGGAUGGAGAGUGCAGAGGAGUGAUUGCUCUUAAUUUAGAGGAUGGCACACUUCAUCGUUUUCAUGCCAAGAAUACGGUAUUAGCGACUGGAGGCUACGGUCGCGCAUAUUUUUCUUGUACAUCUGCUCACACAUGCACUGGUGAUGGUACUGCAAUGAUAUCUAGAGCCAAUUUACCUAAUCAAGACUUGGAAUUCGUGCAGUUUCAUCCUACUGGAAUAUAUGGAGCUGGUUGCCUCAUCACUGAAGGCAGUCGCGGUGAAGGAGGCUAUCUCGUAAAUAGUGAAGGUGAAAGGUUUAUGGAACGUUAUGCUCCAGUCGCAAAAGAUUUAGCCUCUAGGGAUGUUGUAUCUAGGUCUAUGACUAUAGAAAUCCGGGAAGGCAGAGGCGUUGGUCCAGAGAAGGACCAUAUCUACUUGCAACUCCAUCACUUACCACCUGAACAGUUAGCGGCAAGGUUACCUGGAAUUUCGGAAACAGCAAUGAUAUUUGCAGGAGUCGAUGUAACAAGAGAACCUAUUCCUGUCAUACCUACGGUACAUUACAAUAUGGGAGGAAUACCUACAAACUACAAAGGACAGGUUCUAACGAGGAAAAAUAAUCAGGAUACAGUUGUGCCUGGACUUUACGCUUGUGGAGAAGCAGCUUGUGCGUCUGUUCAUGGUGCCAAUCGUCUUGGUGCAAAUUCAUUAUUAGAUUUAGUCGUGUUUGGCCGAGCUUGUGCUAAAACAAUUGCAGCAGAAAAUAAACCAGGAGAAGCUAUUGGACCUUUGAAACCUAAUGCUGGAGAACAAAGUGUAGCGAAUUUGGAUUGGGUUAGAAAUGCAAAUGGCAAUAUUUCUACUGCAGAAUUGAGAUUGAGCAUGCAGAAGACAAUGCAAACUCAUGCAGCCGUGUUCAGAACGGCUGAAACGUUGCAAGAGGGAUGUCAGAAAAUGUCUGCGUUGUAUAAAAAGUUGAACGAUCUGAAGGUGUCGGACAAAUCAAUGAUAUGGAAUUCUGAUCUUAUAGAAUCUCUUGAAUUGCAAAAUUUAAUGAUCAACGCUAUGCAAACAAUAGUAGCUGCUGAAAAUAGGAAAGAAAGUCGCGGGGCUCAUGCGCGCGAAGAUUUUAAAGAUAGAAUCGACGAAUACGAUUACAGUAAAUCGAUAGAAAACCAACAGCCCAAACCAUUAGAUCAACAUUGGCGAAAACACACUCUUACACACAUCAACCUCCAAACAGGCGAAGUAUCUAUCGAUUUUAGACCAGUUAUAGAUAAUACUCUAAAUAAACAAGAAUGUGCGACGGUUCCACCUGCAAUUCGUUCCUACUAAGAUUUUGUUCAAAGACGGAACACAACCGACAAGAAGAAGUUACCGAUAUCCUAUCAUUACAAUACAGCAACUUUAUUUAUUAUUGCACGUGAACCAUGUGCACCAAAGUGUAAUUCUUGUCAGUACUUGCACACGUUGCAAGCAAGAUUAGUUGUCCUUGUAGGAUAAUGGUGCUGAGAUUAUCUUCAUUAUUUCAAAGAAGAGUUUGACCGAUCUCCUAGCGAAUCAAUGUUACGUUUACGUAAAUUAAAUAGUAAAAUAUUUUAGCGUGAUUCAGGCAGCAAAUAAUUUCACGCACAGAUCUUUUAUGGAGGAACAUUGUCCCUACCUCUAUGCGAUCUUUUCAGUAUUUCUCUUCGCGUAAUUCUCAGUCGGAACAAUGCCUUUUUCUACCGAACAGUUUUGCAAAUUGUAUCCAAUAAUGUUAAGAGCUAUUUAAUGGAGAUAUUUUGUACGAUAAUCCAUGAGUUAGUACUCCUUAAAAGGUUGUGCAACAAAAAUAUGCCACUUUCAAUGCGGCUAUAUACUUAAGUUCGCGGAUCAAUGUAGAAACAGUCUUAAUGAAGAGCAGUAACUAGAUUUAAUGUAUUUGUGUUCAAAAUUCUUCAGUAUUUGAUAUUUGGUAGUAAAAUUUUUCCUUUCCUAACAUAGCAUAAUUUUAGUUUGGAGUGUCAGUACUUAUUUCAGCAUUCAGUAUAUAGCAUAGUUAGUGUCUUCUUAGCUGAUCGGUCUGUUUCUACGUUGUCUGUUGCAGUCGUGUAUUAUUUUUAUCGUACUAUAUAUUUCGUGAAACACAAUUUAAUUUUGAAAUCAGAAAAUGUAUAAAUGAAAUUAUGUACUUUGACAUAAUUUAACUUGAAUAGACAUGCUACACAGCAUGAUAAAAAUGUACAUAAGAUUGUCAAUAAAAGAGAGAGCUUCGUA
Frieseomelitta varia is the source of this 3078-nucleotide messenger RNA. RefSeq names its product succinate dehydrogenase [ubiquinone] flavoprotein subunit, mitochondrial (gene SdhA). The transcript has 10 exons. The record is from RefSeq and is a predicted model, not a curated record. Gene Ontology annotation, biological process: tricarboxylic acid cycle; mitochondrial electron transport, succinate to ubiquinone. The coding region runs from base 169 to 2154 and encodes 661 amino acids. Gene Ontology annotation, molecular function: succinate dehydrogenase (quinone) activity; electron transfer activity; flavin adenine dinucleotide binding. Lineage: Eukaryota; Metazoa; Arthropoda; Insecta; Hymenoptera; Apidae.